Serinus canaria (Common canary) is the source of this 1625-nucleotide messenger RNA. RefSeq names its product zinc finger and SCAN domain-containing protein 23-like. Gene Ontology annotation, cellular component: nucleus. Gene Ontology annotation, molecular function: RNA polymerase II transcription regulatory region sequence-specific DNA binding; DNA-binding transcription factor activity, RNA polymerase II-specific. Gene Ontology annotation, biological process: regulation of transcription by RNA polymerase II. The transcript has 4 exons. The record is from RefSeq and is a predicted model, not a curated record. NCBI's taxonomy places the organism in Eukaryota, Metazoa, Chordata, Aves, Passeriformes, Fringillidae. The coding region runs from base 1 to 1620 and encodes 539 amino acids.
AUGGAGCCGCUCUCUCUCCCCCCGGAUUCUCCCCCGGGCGGUUCGGGCACGGAGCCAGGAUGGAGCGCUCUCUCUCCCCGGAUUCCCCCGGGCGGUUCGGGCACGGAGCCCAGGACGGAGCCGCUCUCUCUCCCCCCAGAUUCUCCCCCGGGCGGUUCGGGCACGGAGCUCAGGACGGAGCCGCUCUCUCUCCCCCCGGAUUCUCCCCCGGGCGGUUCGGGCACGGAGCCCAGGACGGAGCCGCUCUCUCUCCCCCCGGAUUCUCCCCCGGGCGGUUCGGGCACGGAGCUCAGGACGGAGCCGCUCUCUCUCCCCCCGGAUUCUCCCCCGGGCGGUUCGGGCACGGAGCCCAGGACGGAGCCGCUCUCUCUCCCCCCGGAUUCUCCCCCGGGCGGUUCGGGCACGGAGCAGCGGCGGCUCCGGUUCCGGCAGUUCCGUUACCAGGAGGCGGCGGGGCCGCGGGCGGCCUGGCGGAGGCUGCGGGAGCUGUCGCGGCUGUGGCUGCGGCCCGAGGAGCGCAGCAAGGAGCAGAUGAUGGAGCUGCUGGUGCUCGAGCAGUUCCUCAGCAUCCUGCCCGAGCACAUCCAGAGCUGGGUCUGGGUGCGGCACCCGCGCUCCGGCGAGCAGGCCGUGGCCUUGGCCGAGAGGUUCCAGCUGCACCCAGAGGAGCCCGAGGGGAUUUGGGAGCAGCAGGUGACCGUGAGGGUGGAGCUGGAGGAGCUGGAGGACCCCGGAGCUCUGGGGGUCCCCCCGAGCCCCCCGACGGAGCCGCCCCAGGAGGAGGAGGAGGAGGAGGAGGAGGAGGAAGAGCGGCGGGAAGGAGAUCCGGACCCUCCCAUCCCCGUGGCCCAGAUCCGGACCCUCCCAUCCCCGUUCCCGCAUCCGGACCUCCACAUCCCCGUGCCGAAUCCGGACCCUCCCCACCCCCGUGCCCGGAUCCGGACCCUCCCCACCCCCGUGCCCGGUCCCACCACCACCCCGGAUCUUCCCCUUCCCCACCCUCAGCACCCCCAGACCCCCCAACCAGAACCCCCCCAGCAUCUCCAACCCCGCCGAGCCCCCCUUGGCACCGAGGGCAUUGCGGGCACCCCGGGGGCGCGGCCGUUCCCCUGCGGGCAGUGCGGGAAGAGCUUCGGGCGCCGGACGCACCUGCGGGCGCACGAACGGACGCACACCGGGGCGAAGCCGUUCCCGUGCGGGCACUGCGGGAAGAGCUUCGGGCACCCCAGCACGCUGAGCACGCACCGGCGGCUGCACACGGGCGAGCGGCCCUACCCGUGCCAGGCGUGCGGGAAAAGCUUCACCAACCCCUCGGAUCUGCGCAAGCACCUGCGCUCGCACACGGGCGAGCGGCCCUACGCCUGCCCGGCCUGCGGCAAGCGCUUCAGCCAGCGCUCCAACCUCAGCAUGCACCGCCGCAGCCACACGCAGGAGCGGCCCUACCCCUGCCAGGCUUGCGGCAAGAGCUUCAAGUACCUGGCGGACCUGCGGGUGCACCAGCGCUCGCACACGGGCGAGCGGCCCUUCCCCUGCGGCCACUGCGGCAAGAGCUUCGGCAACAAGUCCUCGCUGGCCCGGCACGCGCGGAUCCACGCCCGGGAGGCGGCCAGGGACAAGUGAGGGAG